GCGGUGGUUGGCCGGUGCAGAGGCCCGGGGCCAGGGCAGAGGGGCCGCGUGUUGUCACAGAUCAGAACGGGCCGGGGGCGGGCUCCCGGACCCGCUGUUCAGCCCAGUCAGGACUGAGCCGGGGAAGGUGCGGGCAGCAAAAACUGCGGCUCACGCCACGUUGUUUAGCUUCACGCGGACCCAGGCGGAGCUCCAGAGGGUCCCGCCCAGGCUAGGGCACCACCAGGGCAGAUGGCAUUCGGGUGGCAUGUGCUGAAGCCCUUUUGCCUGUGAGUUGGUUAUAUGGGAGCUAUUUGAAAUGGCAUCAGAAGGACAAAGCCAGGAAAGAGAGGAUCCAUCUGAGGAUCUUACAACCCAUUUCCGGGGCAACAGAACCUCACACUGGGGAGCCAUCCUCUCUGCAGUGAAAGACCAAAUCCCAUCUCUGGACUCUGACACCUCCGCGUCCGAUUGUGAUGAAGAUGGGGAGCUGUUCAUCUUCCAGCGAGAUCUACCCAAUCUGAUUCCUGACUUGUCGGAAGAACUGACAGAUCUUUCUCCAGGAGACCCAGACAUGCAGCAAAUAUUAGAAUCUGUGGGACACUCCAGAGAGACCUGGAAUGGAGACCUAGAAAGUUCAGAUCUUCAGAAAGAAAUGGAUGUUACCCAAGCUGUGGGAAGAGAAAAUGUACCAUUGGUAAGAGAUCAGACACCUGCUUUUGCUAACCUGACUGAAGAAAUUUCAAGCCAACAGAGAGCAGUCCUUGCAGAUCCUACAGAUCAAACUCUCAGAGGGAAAGAACUGGGCAAUGAAAAAGACAGGGAAACAGAAGGCUUUUGGACUAAUAAAGUACUGUCUAUGAAAGAGCCAUAUUUUUUAGAUGCAAACAACAGUCAAGAGCGACGAAAGAUGAUAGAAACAAAAAUACUCUCUAAGGUGACCUUAGAGGCACCAUCUGGAGAUGGAGGCAAGUCAGAGCUAAAAACAAAAUCACCAUUGGAGACUAUCAGUGACAAUCUAGAAAGAAUCACUAAAGCAGAAAAUGAGCAAGGAGCCACUUCAGCUGAACACCCUCGAGGGCUGAUGCUCUUUUCAUUGCAGGAUAUCGAGAAGUGGGAUCUAGACAAGAUUCUUGAGGACCUGGAGGAGCAGAAAGACAGUAGAACUCACUCAGAGGAGCCUGCUCUUCCUUCAAAGGAUCAUAAGGCCUUGAUUGCAAGAUCUCAAAGUAGGCUCAUGGAAAAGCUAGAAGAGUUGUGUGCCAAGCAGUCCAAGGCAUUGUCUCCACACCACAGGAAGCCAUUGGCCACACUUGCUCACUUUCAAGAACACCAAGGAGAUCAGAAAGAAGUCGUCUUCCCGCCACCUCCCCAGAGCUGUCGAAGUAUGGACAUGCCAGAACUGCAGUGUACAGCAGAGCCCCCAACAGUGUACAUUGAUUUACGAGACGCUAAACCACACAGAUCAGCGUUACCAUCCGUUGAAAAUCAAAGCUUGAAUGACAGCUCCACUGAAGAUGAGGAGGAUACAACAGUUAAGGACGAACAGAAAACAAAGGAGAGAAUGGAAGAUUCUUCCCAAGGACCAUGGGAUUGCACUGGGAAAAGCCUGCUGUUGCAGCAACUCCGUAACUUCCGUAAAGAAGCAUCUCAGCCUCUUGCUAAUGAGGCCUCUAAGCAGGUGCUAAGAGAUGAAGGAGCGAGUCAGGAUCUUGAGAGCCCAGAAGAGAUGGGCACCCUGAAAAUCAGGAGAAAACGCUAUCUAAGAGUGAGAGGGGAAGCAAAUAAGGUGACUUCCAGGUGGCUGGUGCGCUCAGACUCUCAGAGGGGAAGUCCUGCCUUGCCAAACCAUGUGAAACAUGGAGCUGAUCCUUCAAGGGAAAACCAGAAGGAGACUGAAGACACUCUACGUUCAGGAAGUGCUCCAGAGACCCCUCUAAAUAAAGCAGCAGAAUCCUCAAGGGCAGAAGAAAGCUUGAGAGAGCUGUCCCUAAAGGAAAAGCAGAUGAAAGAGAAGCACAGGAGGCAGAGACUCCAGGAGCAGCUGGAGCGAUUGCAGCCUCAACACUCGGUCACUGGAAAGCAGCCCAUGGCAGAGAAAACUCCUGUUUUGUUUCACCUGGAAGCGUCUUAUUUGCCAGCUAUUAACACAUUGCCUAGUGCAGACAGUGCUAACGGUGAGAAGCUUCUCAUGACGAUUUGGCUCGCCAGUUGUGGACAAGUAGCCACGUGUGGUCAGCACAGUGGACGCUUCCCAGACACUGUCUUGACAGCAGCCAGCAUCUACCAGGCUCUUGUUACCUGGCUUCUCUCCCUGACAAUGACUGACCCAAACAAGGUAAAAUCAUGCCCCGAUCCAGCUCAGCUUGAAGUGAUUGGAGAGAAUCCCAUUGAGGUACCUCCCUCGAAAGUGAAAGGUGGGCGCAAAGCCCCGUUUCAGGUGUUGGGUCUGCAGCAGGUCUGGCGAGAGGAUGGGCUGGCACUCUACGCUUGCCUAAUUCCAGCAGAGGAAUCUCCGGCACAGAACAGCACCAAGAUCCGGAAGCAUAAAGCUAAGGAAGCUCUUCGAGGAACAUCCAUUUUUUACCAGCAGAUGUCUACGUACCUCUCCCAUACAUGGCUUCCAAAUGUUAUCUGGUGGAGCAGAGAACUGACCAGUCGCCUCCAGAACCAGCUAUACCCACUCCUUCCAGAGAUUCCCGCUGUACGGCUCAACUGCAUCACCGCUAUUAACCCUGACCCUAAGGCAGUGGAGAAAGCAUUUGCAAUGCCAGCUGGAUUCUACUGGCAGACAGUAGAGACUGAUGAAAAAUACUUCCCUAACAGUAGUGACAUUGGGGCCAGUGCAGAUAUAGACACUGAGGUUGCUGUGGCGUUGCUGUUUGAAACCCUACUCCGAACUCCUUUGGCUGUCCAUCACAUGUUACAGCUGAUCCUCAGCUCUGGUUUGGAUAUCUGUGGGCUCCGCCUGCUCUAUCCCCAGCACAGCGUGCUGCUCGCUAGCACAGGGCCCUUGGACACUGGUGCACCUCAAUCCCUCCUAUUCUCUGCAUGUGGCACACAACAAAUUCUGCAUUUUGACAAACUGCCUUCUGCUUAUGCUCCAGAGGCUGGCAAGGCUCCACCUGUGCUGGCUUUAGGCUUGAGAGGGCCAAAAGCACGUAGCACCUUACAAGAUAUCAUAGGGCCCUCAGAUCCACAGCUGGCCAGCAUGACAGACUGCGGCUCCAUCAAUGCCAUCUACUGCAGGAGCCAAGCCGAGCCCCUCGCCUAUCUGCCCCACACAGACAGCCGUGUGCACAGGGAGCUGUGCCUCUUGUUCGGAGGGAGAGCAUGCUGUGACGAGGUGCUUCAUGUUGGUGUCCAGAAUCCUGCCUGCAAAUAUAACAAAUCAAGACCUCAGAGUCCUUCAUCUAAUAGAGCAAAUGCUGACCAAGAGAGGGCCGAUCUCCAGGACAUGGCACUGUCCAGACCUCCGGCAACACUGGUCUCGACCACCAAAGGGGAUGUCAUUUUGGUCGUGUCACCUGCUGUGCCUCCUCAUGCAUAUGGGGAUGUGAUUUCAACCUGUACUCAGAGAGGCUUUACUCUGCAGGGAAUCAAGCAGCUGCGACUUUCUCCCAAGCGAGCCAUCAUGCUCAGCAUGACAACAAGUCAGAUGGCUGUAUUUUGCCCUAACAAGACUUCAAGUUCCCCUGAUAGGAGAUCCUCAAGAGAAGAACUUCCUGCUGAGCCACGCUUGCACUGUCUGAUUUUACUGCUGAGAAAGGAGAAUGCUGGCCAUCAUGUUCCUGCAUUCGUGAAAGGGCUGAUGAAUGAACUGGCAGAACGAGGCCUCCUUGGGGAGGUACGAAGCAACUUGCCUCCCAGUGCUGAACUGGAACCUGCAUUGUGUAUUCACGUGGCUCCCUAUACUGACAGCUUGUUGCAGACACUGGGAGGCAAUCUCAGUGCAGUGCCAGACUCAUGUAAUGUUCCUCUGGAUCUUUUAUGCCACCGAACCUACGCCUUGGAUCCUGAAAUGGAACAAGUUGUCAUCCUGACACUGAUUGGAAAGGAAGCCAUGAAGAGUGCUGGCCAUCUUCUUUGCCAAAUCCUUCACCCUGGCUUCCAGAAGCAAGCUCAAAACCCAGAAGGACUUGACCCAGGGUUUGAGCUUCUGAGCCUCAAGUGGUUGCCCCAUCUCACUCGGAGUCAGGCCAAAGAAGUAACCCCUUUCGAGGUGGGAGAUACCUCCUGGCAAAGAAGCAUCAAUAUGCUGAUGUCCAGCCCAGCUCUCAUCUGUGCACUUCGGAGGGUCAAUGCCUUUGGGGUUCUUGCUGAGACCCUGAAGAAGCUGACGCUGCUGGGAGACAAGCCAAGCACUAACACCAGUGACCUUCAGAGAGUGAUGGCCUUGACCCCAGAGAUGGCCUUCAGGCAGGCAGUCCUCUUCUUCACCGAGAAAGAGUUCAUACCUGAUUGCAAACGUCGCCCUGCUAUGAAGUACCUGCCACCAUAUGGCAGAAGUUCCAGGGCUGAAGGGGGAGAGACUCGGAGAGGCUACGCAGAGUCAUUGUUCACCUACAUGCAAGCAGGAGCCCAGCUUCUUUGUACUGUGUUGCUGAUCAAACCUGGUGUCUGGGCUCGUAGCCUUGCUAGAAUCCUCCGAAAACUAGACCUAGAAAAAUUCAGCCUUGUUGGGAUGAAACACAUAAGCCUGAAACCAGACAUUGUCUUAGGACUCCUCUCAUCUGAAGCUAAACAGGAGCCUGCAAUUUUAGAAGCUCACUGCAGCUACCUCAGCUCUGGUUCCUCCCUUGUGUUGUGCCUGCAGAGAGAGAAUGCUGUAAAGAAGCUGGUAGAUUUAUUGGGGCCAGAGGACCCUACACUGGCUCAAACACUAGACCCAUGCCUUUGGAGGGCUCAGUAUGGUGCCAGCUCAAUACAAAAUGGAUUUUACGGCUCCAGAUCCUAUCACGCUGCUGUCCGAGAUAUGAAGUUGUUUUUUCCAGAAGGGCUGUGCUGUGCCGAUUGGCGGGUGCUAAAGGAAGAAGAGAUUUGUAACAUGAAAUGUGACCCGAUAGUCAGACCGGAAAUCAGCAAGCGGCGCAGGAUUGUAAAACAUGAAACAAGAAGGCAACUCAAUUUCCUGGGCUCCAAGCAGCAGCAUAGUCUAAACCUGCCAUUGCUUGAUACACUCUGCCAAACCACUUGCCUGAUACUUCCCAGGAUAAUCCUUCGGGGUUCAGAGCGCCCGCCUUACCUUGGACUGCUAGACCAGCUGAUUGGCAGAGAUUUCACAGUGACAGGGGUACGGCUCACCGUGCUGGACAAAUCACAGGCCUACCUCAUCUCUGAGACUCUGAGCACUGAGGGGUGCAACGUUUCGACAAUGUGUUCCCUGUUGGACGGGGCAUGUCUGGUGGUAGCAGCACAGCGAGACAAUGCCGUUAUUUGCUUUGACUCCCUGCUGGACAGUGGCCGCUGGCAGAAGCAGGCUGUGCUGGACUGCAUGCAGCAUCUUCUGUAUCCCCAAACGGAGAAACAGGCUGAAGAGCUCCUCUGUUGCCUUUUUGACUCCUUAACAUCCGACAGCUUCUACCGCAUCGAAACCCAGGAUUCCUAGCCAGGAUUUUCUGUUCUCCUGACCAGCCCAAAUGCAAAUCCCAUCACGGAUAUCAGCACAGGUGCACGCCCUCAGGACUCCACUGGUAGAACAGCCUUGUAACCAUUUGUUAUUAAAAUGUCAAGCCCAGAGUGUGGUAUUUGCAUCACUAAGUUGAAGUAGGGGGUGAUCAGAGAAAUAAUCAAUCAACAUUGGAGCCGUGGUUUCG
Molecule: messenger RNA, 5795 nt
Organism: Mauremys mutica (yellowpond turtle)
Lineage: Eukaryota; Metazoa; Chordata; Testudines; Geoemydidae
Gene: DNAAF8
Product: dynein axonemal assembly factor 8
Exons: 34
Coding region: 299-5587 (1762 amino acids)
Cellular component (GO): dynein axonemal particle
Molecular function (GO): dynein complex binding
Source: RefSeq, a predicted model, not a curated record